AUGAAGGCGAAUCCGGUCUCAAGUGUUGGACUGCUCCUUCAAUUGUCAAAAACCUCAGCUUCCAGGUUCUACGCGCCCUUUGGGGGAUUUGACUCUAAGCAUGAUUAUAAAGAUAAUUUAGAUUCUGUCCCUGAAGCUUCAUACUGUUGGCAGCAACACGGUGGCAUAGGUUUUCCUUGGGGCCUGGAUAUCAGACAGCUUUUGGGCCCUAGCAACAAGGACUCGGACAUGCUCGCCAGGAUGCCAACAGAAGCGAAGGGGAGUCAUAAUAGAGUCGUUCUAGAGUCGAUCUCCUAA
This is a messenger RNA of Protopolystoma xenopodis, 297 nucleotides long. Lineage: Eukaryota; Metazoa; Platyhelminthes; Monogenea; Polystomatidea; Polystomatidae. The record is from the annotation of a GenBank genome assembly.